This is a messenger RNA of Musa acuminata subsp. malaccensis (wild Malaysian banana), 4196 nucleotides long. Lineage: Eukaryota; Viridiplantae; Streptophyta; Magnoliopsida; Zingiberales; Musaceae. The record is from RefSeq and is a predicted model, not a curated record.
UAGUACAAGAAGCCUCUUAAAUCGAGUCAUCGUCUUUGAUGCUGACCAUCGUCCCUGGGAUCCUAUGCUUCUCUUCCAGUAAGGAAGAGGCAAGAGAAACACAGGAUGAAUGAUUCCACACGCGCAAUGAAACUUGAUACCAUUCUCUCAAAUCUUUCCGAUUUCUGGUUUUUACCAAGUUUGAAUUGGAUAUCAAAGUACUCAUAAGAUGGGAUCUCUUAUACCGUCAAGAUCCGGCUUAAUGACAGACAAAUCACAAAAAACAUUGAAUUGUCACAAAAAAACAUUCCCUUGAACCAUUCUUCUCUGUCGUCAGCUUCAUCAUUUUCUGGGAAAAUGUCAGCUUUCUACAGUGGCAACAAGGGUCUAAAAAUAUCUGUAUUGAACAGAAGAACCCUCUGGUGCUGAAGAUGCACUAAUCCUGCAAGAUAAUGAUGUUUAGAGAGGAAAUCAACCAUGAAAAGAUGGUGCAGCCAUGAUGUCCAUCUUGUAACACACAGCAGAGAAAGCGAGGACUCCAGGAAAGAACGAUCAAGGGAAUUUUAUCCAUGGCAUUGUUGUCUGUUGAGCUGGGCAUGACGGGCGACCGAUCAGGUCAAACAGUCGAGGAAGCAGACAAAGAAGACCCACCAAGUGAGAGCCAAACAAAGCAGUAGAUUGAGACGUUGGCAUCCGGUUUCCCUUAAGUAAGCUUCUCUCUUCCCCUUCUCCCCGACUGCAUUGACAUUCCCAGGCAAUAUGCCCAUGAAAGCCUAGCACCUGGACCUCUCUGCUCCUCUGAGGCCUUUCUCAGACCCAAACUGCAAUCUUUGCACAAAUUCAUUCUUGUUUUCCCCUCUUCAUCGCCAUCUCUGUCACUCCAUACUUCAACUUCUAUACAAAAAAGAACUUUUUUCUUCAUCUCCAUCCCUGACAACCCAAAUUCCACACUUUCCAUCACUUUGCUUUCUAUUUCAUAUACAUCCCGGCAGUUGUUUCCGUCUCCGAUGAAUCAUGAAGCCUCUGCUAAUUCGCAGCUUCCAUUAGGCACUGGGCCUGCUACGGUCUGUUAGAAGAGGACUCUACGAAGAAGGCAGAGUCCUCAAGGCAGUGAUAUGACCUCCCAGCCCAACAGAAACGCCCACCUGGCGGUCACGGCAGAGAAAGGUGAACAAAGGCGUCACCUUGCGCCGAAGCGGAACUCCAAGAACGACCGCCACACCAAGGUGGACGGCCGCGGCCGCAGGGUCCGCAUGCCCGCCCUCUGCGCCGCGCGCAUCUUCCAGCUCACCCGGGAGCUCGGCCACAAAUCCGACGGUGAGACCAUCCAGUGGCUCCUCCAGCAGGCCGAAUCCUCCAUCAUCGCCGCCACCGGGUCUGGAACCAUCCCGGCCUCUGUCCUCACGUCGUCGUCCGCAGCCGCCAGCACCAAUCUGGCCGAUUCCGCCACGGCGUCCUCCGGCCUGCACCACAACAAGUUUCAAGAAUCAGGACAGAGCAGAGUCAACUGGGCCACGUUCGGGCGGCCGCACCCAGAACUGUGGCUGCCGCCGGUCGACGGAUUCGACACGAGUUUCUUCCAUUCGGCGGCAGCCGCGAUGCCUGUGGCAUCGAAUUUGCCGAGAAUUGGAUUUCCUGCUUUGGAAUUCCCUGGAACUAAUCCCAAUCAAAUGAGCUUCACGUCAUUGCUGGGCGGCCAGAGGCCGCCGAUGCCCGGAUUGGAGCUCGGAUUAUCACAACAUGGGCAAGUUAGGAUUUUCAAUCCUCAGGCACUGAGUCAAUUCUAUCAGCAUAUAGGGCAGGGCAGUGACCAUUUGCAUCUGCAUCAGCAUCAGCAGGUGCAACAAGAACAACAUCAAAAAUCUCCUACUCCUAACGAAAAAUCAGAGGUGUCUGCAGAAUAAGGAAGGUCAGAAUAGGAGGGGGGUUUUGCAGGAGAAUUGGGUGAGAGAUGCACAAGAUUUGUCAGGAGAUAAUAGAAUUCCUUUGUUAUUCUUGUUCUGUUUGUUGGAUGGUUCUCUUGUUUGUUCAAAGGUAAUGGAGAGAGAGAUGAUGAUGGUGAUUGAUGUUAUCUGCACUUGGUUUUAAGCAUAGAGUUGGUUCUGCCUCCUCUUUGCAUGCAAGAGAUCACAAGAGGGCCCCUAAUCAAUGUUUUGAUUGCAGAUGCAUGCAGCUGAAAUGCUUGGAAGGGAAUUAAAGUAAGGAUUUUAUCUUGAGGUUUGUAUAUAAAGUUCAAAGCACCAUUUGGAAAUUUUUGUUGUUUGGUUAGGUGGAUUGGUAAAUUGACUUUUGUUGCCUCAAGAAUAAGAAUUGCUUCUGAUAUCAUCACUUUAGUACCUGUGGUUCCUUUUUAUGAUUUUUUUUUGCUACUGCUCAGCGCUCGCAUGUCUUGAGAGAGGCCAUGUCUGUUCUCUCUUCCACCCCCAUUUUAUUUCUUAACUAAAUUUGAUUAGGGAAGAAGCAGGUCAAACUGAAAUUUAUGUUUAUGAAAGAUCCAAAGUCAUGCAAUAAAAUAAACCCUUCGAACUUAGAUGUGUUCUUGAGCAUGUUUGUUUGCACUUUGCAGUGUAGGAGAUACCUUUCGCUAUUUAUUUGGAAGUGCUAUAAAGUAUAUUCAUCAAAUACAGGAGUAAAAGAAGAAGAUAAUGAUAAGAAAUCAAGUUGAACACUAUAGCAGACCAUUCAGGGAGGGUUUAAGAGGAGUCAAAAUCUUUAACAAUGAACUAAACAGAUGCCAAGAACAUUGAAUUUUAGUGUGAAAUAAGAUGAACAAAAGAAUCCAUCAAACUUCAUGGAAGAACUAACAAAUCUAUUGUUGAUGUUCGCUACUUGUCAACAUCACAUAUACUUAAAACACAAAAGAUGUCCUAUUUUUCUUGAAUGUGGAUUCCUUGCAUUGCACCAGAUAGUAUCAAAGGUAAUAAAUUAAUAUACGGAGGAGCAUGAUAGAUCAACGAGUGACAUCUUUAUUUAAUAGUGAUUUAUCUGAGGUUGUCGUGUAACUCCCAACUUCCAAGUGUAUUAUGUUUUUAGUAAAGGAGACUUGGGGAAUGAUGAAUAAGCAGCAUAAACAUGAGAAGGUUCCGAUGGAUGUUUGAUGACUAGAAGCAGGACAAGAUGACUGUGCCAAGAGGGGUUUUGAAAUCUCUUUAUGAACCAUUAAGAAGUGAUAUGUGAUCUCUCUCGGUUUCUAACCUAAUGGCAAGUAAGCUUUCUGCUCUAAUUGGUGUUGACUAAGAUUUGCAGUCUCUUGCGUUCUUCUUCUUAUUUCCUCAGUUUUGAAGUACUCGCAGGUUUCGCUUUGAAACCAUUGAUAUUGGCUAUUAAAUAUUUCAUGUAAUUUAGGUAAAGGAAGAAGGAUUAGGAUCCUUGAGGAAUAUUGAUCUAAAUAUAUCAGGUGUUACAGUGUAUAUCAAUUUUCAAUCAUAUCUUUGUCUCUACAUUUCACUUGAUACUACACUUGAUACAAGUUCACACUUCACUGCCAUACAUCUUUUCAAACUUUUACCAAGGAUCUCAUUUUCUCCUGGAUCAGUAUAAUCAAGCCCAUAAGUAUUCUUUUGUUCUAAUCUUAUUCAAGGUUUUGGGAAGACCCACCUCUUGGAUCUAAUUGAAUUCCUAGUUGAGCCAGUGAUGCGGCUGUUUCACGACGAAGAAACCUUAAACUGGUUACCUUCUGUGACAUACUGCAAGGUUGGAAGUAUGAAAUGGGGAAGUUUCACUUGCAUUUCCUGCAAAUAAUUACCAUGUUGUGAUGUGAAAUUGUAUUACUAUCCCAUCACUGAAUGAAAGAAAAGAAUGCACAAAUGUUAUUCAGGAACAACAGGAAAGAAGAGGUCUCUCACCCAAUGAACCAAACAAGAUCCAAGCAUCUUUAUGAAGAUGGCAGCUCACAGGAUGUUUCUUGUUCAUUCUCGCUGCACCAGCAGAUGCUCAGCCCCCUCUUCUUAUGCCAAACAGCUCCACCAAAAGACUUCUUCUACCAACCAGAGAUUGCAGGCAGCACUGACAGUGAAUCCUUUCUUGAUCAAAAUACCUGCUGUCUUUUGCUUCUUAUUAUGCAUCACACCAAGGGAAAUCCUGCAUUAUUUUUUUAGAUGCUAAAGCAAGUCAAAGAAGAUGAUCUUACCGAUGACUAUUUCAUCGCUGGUAAACUGUUUCAGCAUGGGCCUCCUCCUUGUUUUGUUCUUCUUCUGCAUAGAACCUGAACCUUCUUU